Oppiella nova is the source of this 1059-nucleotide messenger RNA. The record is from the annotation of a GenBank genome assembly. NCBI's taxonomy places the organism in Eukaryota, Metazoa, Arthropoda, Arachnida, Sarcoptiformes, Oppiidae.
AUGAAGAUACUGAUCCUUCACGUGCUGUUCUCAGUGACGAAACUCCUCUGUUUCAAUGGUAGUCUUGAGGUGACAGUAGUGGGCGAUUGGAUGCCCCGAUCGGUGUUCAACAGGUUCUACGCUCUGAUGGCAUACUAUCGUAUGAUAAUCGCCGCCAUUUAUGUCAUAUUCUUUUCAGACCUUCAGUUUGAUCUCAUCUUCUGUGACUCCAUCUCCGCCUGUAUUCCUGUCUUAAAACUUUCCAAAAAGAAAAUUGUGUUUUACUGUCACUUUCCGGACCAGUUGUUGACCGAACGCAAGACAUUCCUCAAGAGGUUAUAUCGCUAUCCUAUCGAUUGGUUUGAAGAGUGGACGACAGGUUUGGCGGAUGUAGUGAUCGUGAACUCGAAAUUCACGGCUCAGAUGUUCAGAAACACAUUCAAACGCCUUUCGCACAAAGAAAUUCAAGUGAUCUAUCCGUCCAUUAAUUUCACGGCUUUUGACCGCAGACUCGAAGGAGAGCUCAAUGAUCUCAAACUCAAAGACAUCGCAACUGUUUUCCUAUCAAUCAAUCGAUACGAGCGUAAGAAGAAUAUAAGUCUUGCGAUCGAAGCGCUUAAAGAGCUCUACGAAGACAUGAAUGCGAGUAAUCCUCAGUCGAAGAAAACGGUUCAUCUGAUUAUUGUCGGAGGCUUUGAUCCGUUGAAUGUGGAGAACCGCCAACAUUAUGACGAACUGGUCAUCAGAGCCAAUGAAUUGGGUGUUGAGGACAAAGUGUCGUUUCUUAAGUCGCCCUCCAAUGACAAGAAGCAACUCCUACUGCACAGCUGUACUGCUCUGCUCUACACCCCCGACAACGAGCACUUCGGGAUUGUGCCGCUGGAGGCCAUGUAUAUGAGCCGUCCGGUCAUUGCCGUCAAUAGUGGCGGUCCGCGAGAGACAGUCAAACACAACGAAACCGGUGUUCUGUGUCGACCGGAAGCCAAAGACUUUGCGAAAGCCAUGAAAAGGUUUGUUUUUUGUCUCCUCAAAGCAGUGACUCUUGUCGUGAUGAGUGGUCACGAUAUGGACGUCAUGUGA